CAAUCGUGCAGGUUCUGAGCUCCGUUCAGCAAGCCAAUCUAGUACUACUCGUUCUCUAAUGAAUGCCCCAUCAUCGUUGUUCUUUGUCGCGGCUUGGGGAUGAGGAAGAUGUGAGAUGUGGAAGGCGCGAGAUUUGGAACAUGCCAGACAUAGAGUAGGCGAGGUAAGGAAAGUGUCGUUCGACCGGUGUACAUGAGCGAGGCGCCCAGCACUGCGUAGGUGUACGAAGGUAAUGGAGACUGGCUCAAAAUCUUUGAGGAGAGCACUUGCAACUCUUCUGGCGACUUUGGGAGGGAUGCUUGGUGCACCUGGGAUGGGAACAAGAAUUAGUUCACUGUUCCCACCGGUACUCUAAUGGCGAGUAUCUGAUUCGCAGUGAGCACAUUGGUGUACACGGCGCUCAUGAUGGCCAGGCUAAGAUCUACUACUUGUAAGUAUUGCCGCUUCACCCCUUCAUAUCGAUUCCUUUCCUCACACAGAUCAGCUGCGCUCAAGUCAAGGUCACCGGUGGCACCGACACUGCGCUUCCCACCGAUACAAUCAAGUUCUCAGGCGGCUACAAGAAGGACGACCCCGUCGUUCAACUUCAGCAUCUACGGCGGAUUCAAAAAGUACCCCAUGCCCGGCCCGGCUGUUUGGGAGGCUCAGUUUCCACUGGCGGCUCAGGCAACGCCAGCUCUGCCAGCGAGUUUACUGUUCCUUCCUCCGAGAGCGAGAACGUUGUCGCUCAUGACGAUAGCAACUGCGAGAGCAAGAAGGUCACACGUGGCCGUCGCGCUUUCUGCGAGUCGAUUCGCUAGGAGUAGGCUUUUCCAAGUCGAGCGCAUAAUUGUGAGCCGGUUGAUCUCUUUUGAAAUUGGACAGGCGGUUUGUUCGCAGUUGAAGUUUUUCUCUUCUUACACUAUUUUGGCACUUUGCUCACUUGAGCACCUCUUGUACACAGUUUAGAAUGCUAGACAUUCACGCACAAGUGCAGUCCGCGGGCUUUUUUGAUGCUGCAGCAAUGCUUGUGUAUUAGAAUGUGUGUGUGCAGGAACGAGAGAGAUUGGUGCGGAAGGAAGCGGCUUUCGUAGCG
Macroventuria anomochaeta is the source of this 1075-nucleotide messenger RNA. RefSeq names its product lytic polysaccharide monooxygenase. Bases 403 to 948 code for a protein of 181 amino acids. The record is from RefSeq and is a predicted model, not a curated record. NCBI's taxonomy places the organism in Eukaryota, Fungi, Ascomycota, Dothideomycetes, Pleosporales, Didymellaceae. The transcript has a single exon.